This is a messenger RNA of Biomphalaria glabrata, 6051 nucleotides long. Its product is annotated as transcription elongation factor SPT6. Gene Ontology annotation, molecular function: nucleosome binding; DNA binding; histone binding. Bases 131 to 5287 code for a protein of 1718 amino acids. The transcript is spliced from 38 exons. Gene Ontology annotation, biological process: mRNA transcription by RNA polymerase II; positive regulation of transcription elongation by RNA polymerase II; nucleosome organization. Gene Ontology annotation, cellular component: transcription elongation factor complex. The record is from RefSeq and is a predicted model, not a curated record. NCBI's taxonomy places the organism in Eukaryota, Metazoa, Mollusca, Gastropoda, Planorbidae.
GGAAGUUCGACAAUAGCCUUGAUCUAUAUUUAGCUCUAGCUAGUAGAUGAAAUAGGAUUUAGAUCUAUCUACAGAUCUAGAAUUAGUAAACUAGAUUUGUUCUAGCACAACAGUCCUUUAAGAUCCAAAAAUGGACUUUGUGGAAAAUAUGGCUGAGGUGUCAGAUGCAAGUUCAGAUGAAGAACUAUCCGAUGGUGAACUCCGGCCUCGUAAAAAAAUUAAGAAAGAAAAGGAGAAAAAGAAACGCGCCAUUCAGAUAUCAGACGAUGAAGAAGAGGAGGAAGAAGAAGACGAGGCAGCUUUUGCGGAAGAAAUGAAAGACUUUAUCAAUGAAGAUGUAGAAGAGGAAGAGGAUGCUGAAGACGUUAGCGAGGAAGACGAGAAGAAGAGAAAGGGUGACUCGGAUGAAGACGAAGAUGAUGACCAGCUGGACGAUGAUGACUAUGACCUGAUUGACGACAACUUGGGCAUCAAAGUGGACAGAAAGAAAAAACGCAAAAGAAUCAAAAUGAUGUCAGACGAUGAAGAUAGUGGUAAAGAAGAAGAAGGACAGGCGGAUGAUGGUAAACAUGCUAUUGAAGAGCAGCUGUUUGAUGAGACUGAAGAGGAAGAAGGAGCCCGUCCGGCUGAAUCUGUCAGAGCGGCAGAGGAUACAGCAAAUAUUCAAGAGUUUGACUCGGAGGAAGAGUCUGAUGUGGAUGACUUCAUUGUGGACGAGGAAGGCAACUCUAUCAGUAAGGGCAAGAAGAAAAAGAAACAUAAGAUUCACAGUGACGCGGCACUACAAGAGGCUCAAGAGAUUUUCGGUGUGGACUUUGACUUUGCCGAUUUUGAAAAGUACGAUGAAGACGACGAGGAUUUUGAGGAAGAAGACGAGUACGAGGAGGACGAGGAAGGUGAAGACGGGGAGCCCAGGAAGAAGAAAGGCGGCAGAAAGAAAGCAGUGAAGAAAAGUAUCUUUGAUGUUUUUGAGCCCAGUGAAUUAGAGAGAGGGCACUUCACUGACGCAGACAACGCCAUCAGAGUGGCAGAUUUCCCAGAAAGGUUUCAGUUAAGACGUAUCCCAGUCAAAGAAGCUGAUGAUGCUGAGCUGGAAGAGGAAGCAGAUUGGAUUUACAAGCAAGCUUUUGCCACACCGUGUAUAUCUCAACAGACAUUUCUGGACAUUGACCACAUGGGAGCAACAAAUAACUUUAAUCGCAGAACUCCCAAUGCCAUGACGAGUAAAAUUAAACAAGCCCUCGGCUUCAUGAGGAACCAGCGCCAAGAAGUUCCUUUCAUUGCUUUUUAUCGUAAGGAGUAUGUGGAGCCAGAGUUGAACAUCAACGACUUGUGGAAAGUUUAUCACUGGGAUGAAAAGUGGAUGCAGCUUUGCACUAGGAGGUCCAACUUGACACGUCUGUUUGAAAAGAUGAAAGAGUAUCUGUACGAAAGGUACUCUGACCCCGACAAGCCGUCUGUCUUGUUCCGACCAAUCAGUGAUGCAGAAAUAGAAAGGGUCAAGAAUGUCCAAACUCCUGAAGAGUUGCAUGAUGUGUACCAGAACUUUCUGCUGUAUUACGGCCAUGAGAUCCCCAACAUGAGAAACAAUGAACAGAAUCGCCCCAGGGAGGAGGGGGAGGCUGAGGCUGAUCCCAAACCAAAGGGCUCUGCCAUGAAACAGGCUCACCGCCAGAGCGGCUAUUCAGUCUGCCUUACCGCUAAACUGGAUGAAAUUGCACGCCAGUUUGGCUUGAAACCCAGUGAAUUUGGUGAGAACCUUCGUGAUAAUUACCAGCGCCAUGAUGUCAACCAGUGCCCAUUGGAACCACUGGAACUUGCCAGAGAUUACAUCUGCAGAUCAUUCCCAGCUGCAGAAGAUGUAUUGAAAGGCUGUCAACAUAUGGUGGCCAUGCAGCUGUCCCAUGAUCCUCUAGUCAGAGCCAGUGUUAGGACUGCGUUCCAGGAGAGGGCCAAACUGAGAGUGGCCCCGACUAAGAAAGGAAUGAAGUUAAUUGAUGAAAGUCACAACUGUUUCACUGUCAAAUAUCUCAGAGGGAAGCCUGUGAAGGAUUUGAAAGAUGACCAGUUCUUGAAACUUGUGCAGGCUGAAGAAGAUGGUCUCUUGACCAUUAGUAUUAAGAUGGAGGAGGAUGAUGACCAGUCCACUACUAGCACCAGCUACUUUGAGGAAAUAAAACAGCUUUACUACAGGGAUGAGUUCAGUCACCUUGUCCAACAGUGGAACAUACAGCGCAGUGAGGCUCUCAAGAGAGCCCUGUACCAGAUAUUAUAUCCCCAGAUGGAGAAAGAAUUAAGGACUAAGCUGAUCACUGAGGCCCGAGAAGGAGUGCUUAGGGCUUGUGCUCGUAAACUUUACAAUUGGCUGAAGGUAGCUCCUUACCAAAUGGACCAACAACUAGAAGAUGAAUUUGAUGAAUCCAACAAUGAAGAUGGUCUCAAAGUCUUAGGAAUAGCCUUUUCAACUAGCAAUGACACUCCAGCUUUUGGUGCCCUCAUUGACGGGGAUGCCUCUGUGAUGGAGUAUAUCAGGAUGGAAAACUUGACCAAACGAAAGAACUCUUGGCGAGAGUUGGACAAGAAAGGGAAGGCCAAAGACUUGGAGAAAUUGAAAGAGUUUAUAGCAGAGAAGAAGCCCCAUGUUAUAGCAGUGACUUCAGAGUCUCGCCAAGCUUUAAUGAUCAUUGAUGACAUCAAGGCCAUCCUGUCUGAACUAGAGAUGGAGCACCAGAUGCCUGCCAUCAAUGUUGAGCUGGUUGACAAUGAGCUGGCCAUGAUCUUUGAGAACACCAAGAGGGCGGAGAAUGAGUUCCGAGAAUACCCAGCUCCACUCAGGCAUGCUAUCUCUAUUGCACGUCGACUUCAGGACCCACUCUUGGAAUUUGCUCAGCUGUGUAAUCCAGAUGAGGACAUCCUGUGUCUGAAAUAUCACCCACUUCAGGACACUGUACCCAAAGAAGAGCUGCUAGAAGCCCUGUAUCUGGAAUUUGUGAAUCGUGUGAAUGAAGUAGGUGUGGAUAUCAACCAGGUUCUCAACUUCCCCUACACAGCCCCUCUCCUGCAGUUUGUCUGUGGCCUGGGACCAAGGAAAUCAUCCCAGAUUAUCAAGAUGUUGAAACAGAACAACAGUCGGCUGGAGAACAGAACUCAGCUUGUCUCUAUCUGUGACAUGGGACCCAAAGUCUUCAUCAAUUGUGCUGGCUUCAUCAUGAUAGACACAAACCAGCUUGGUGACACAUCUGAUGUUUAUGUGGAUGUUCUGGAUGGGUCACGUGUCCACCCCGAGGCAUACGAGUGGGCCCGUAAGAUGGCGGUUGAUGCCUUGGAAUAUGAUGACACCGCGGAGGAUGCCAACCCAGCUUCUGCCCUGGAAGAAAUUCUGGAGAGUCCAGAGAGGCUGAAGGAUUUGGAUUUAGAUGCCUUCGCUGAGGAGUUAGAGAGACAGGGCUAUGGUGACAAGCAUAUCACAUUGUAUGACAUUCGAGCCGAACUGAACCAGAGGUACAAAGAUUUGAGGACACCUUACAGAUCUCCUUCACUGGAAGAAAGGUUUAACAUGCUGACGAAAGAAACACCAGAGACUUUCUAUGUUGGUAAACUUGUUCAGGUCCAGGUCACUGGCAUUGCCCAUAAACGUCCACAGGGUGAACAACUGGACCAAGCUAACCCAGUCAGAGAUGAUGAGUCUGGUCUGUGGCAGUGUCCAUUCUGUCACUCCACCCAGUUCCCUGAACUCAGUGAUGUAUGGAGUCACUUUGACGGUGGCAACUGUCCUGGAGCUGCUGUGGGGGUCAAGUGUCGUCUGGACAGCGGGGUGACUGGCUUCAUCCACACCAAAAAUAUCAGUGACAGCAUGGUUCGUGACCCGGAGGAGAGAGUCCAGAUUGGAAUGACUGUCCACUGUCGCAUUACUAAGAUAGAUAUUGAGAGGUUUCAAGUGGAGCUAACCAGCAAGUCCUCAGAUCUAGCAGACAAGGAUGGCAUCUGGAGGCCCCAGAAAGAUGUUUACUAUGACUAUGACACAGAGAAAGCAAAUAUUGACAAGGAACAAGAAAAAAAGAAACUCCAAGCAAGACAGACGUACAUCAAGAGAGUCAUUGCUCAUCCGUUUUUUCAAAAUGUCAGUUACAAAGAAUGUGAGAAACUUCUGGCCAACAUGGACCAGGGGGAUGUCAUCAUUAGACCAAGCAGCAAGGGUUCUGAUCACUUGACUGCCACCUGGAAAUUGUGUGAUGGCAUUCUACAACACAUAGACAUCAGAGAAGAAGGCAAAGAGAAUGCUUUUAGUUUGGGCAAAUCUUUGUGGAUCAAUGGAGAGGAGUUCGAAGACCUGGAUGAAAUUGUGGCCCGCUACAUCCAACCCAUAGCGGCCAAUGUACGAGACAUCAUGGCCUUCAGAUAUUACAGAGAGGCCGAAGGAGGCAAGAGGGAGAUCCUGGACAAGAUUUUAACAGAGGAGAAGAAGAAAGCAGCAUUCAAAAUUCCUUACUUGCUGAGUGCCUCCAAGCAGUACCCUGGUAAGUUUCUGCUGUCCUACAUGCCACGCAAUGUGGCACGUCAUGAGUACGUGUCUGUCACUCCUGACGGCAUCAAGUACAGGAACCAGAUAUUCAAAAGUGUCAAUUCUCUGAUCAGGUGGUUUAAGGAACAUUUCAGGGACCCAAUACCAGGGACACCCUCCAGUCGAACUCCAGCUAUGUCUACCUACACCACACCUGGGGCACAUCAAACCCCAGGUAGGACACCUGUUGGUCGGACACCGGUCAGUGUGUAUGGCCACCGUAUUGCUACACCACACGGUACAACUCCACGUUCUGUUCCCACUAUAACACCCCAAAGAGGACUUGGAGGCUAUGGUGGAUUCCAGCCGGCUGUUACUCCAGUGAUGACACCUAUGUUUACCCCCUCCUCCUCCUACCAAGGACCACACAUGACCACGCCAAGAAGUGGAGCCACACCAUCCUACCAGCCAACUCCUCGUCCGGCAGUGGGACCAGGAGCACCAUGGCCUGGUGUCACUCCCCGAACACCAGCUGCCAGAACACCUCGUCAGGUCACCCAGACUCCCACAUCCUACAGCACGCCCAGACAGAAUGAGCGAUCAGCUGGGUCCAGCAGUGACAUGGACUGGGCGCGGGCGGCAGAAAUGUGGGCCAACAGAAAGAAAACGGCCAAAUCCCCUCGGCCAUCCCCCAAACAAAGUCCAGCUCGUAGGGCGAUGGGCUCUCCGUUUGGGGGCGGCAUGUCUCCCCAAGGGGACGGAACACCGUUAGUUGAUGAAAGGUAGCAACUAUGUCUUAGUUGAAAUAUCCUGGAGUUGUUUUGAUCUGUGAAGGACUUGUAUUUACAUGUCUUGGUCUAUUUCUUUCCAAUGUUAAUGAGGGAGUGUAGCCACAGACAAGUUAUUUUAAAACAGCUAACUAUUGAUGUGUGAUUGGCUCUUGUGGUGUGACCAGCGAAGCUGCUCUGUUCUGUCUUUGGUCAGAAAAAAUUGUGUUGCCAUGGUGACUAUGUCCUGUCUUGAUGUCGACUCGAUCCUGACUGCUGUGUGAAGCAUCCACGUGUUGCCAUGGCAACAGGACUCGGUGCACAAAGUGUUAACUCAGAAUGACCCCAGCAAUAAGGAAUGGUGUCGUCCCCCCCCCCAUAUGAUCAACGUUCCUUCACCUGACUAGGUGAUAUAUAAGUUGUUUUGUUUUUUUUUAUAUGUAAGUAUUAAACAAAUAUUUCAAAAAUGAAGCUUUAGGUCUAGUGUGUGUUGUACUCUGCUCAAAGCUGCACACAAGACAUUGAUAGAUUCUCUUUGGGUUAAUCCAAAUGUUUCUAGUUAAUGAUUUGCUUUUAACAAUAUAUAUAUAUAUGCCAUGUUCUUUAAUUUUUGUACAUUUGAUUGUUUUGAAGGACGCACAGUUUAAAACGUUUGUUUAGACACUAGAUAGCUUCCUGAGUCUUUGCAAUGAAAUUGUCAGAAUUUAAAACAUUUUUUUCAAAAACGAAUGAUUGUGUUGAAGCUCUAUCACUGGAGUAACAGAAAUAAAAGAUUUCAUUCAA